GGAACCCGGAUCGAAUCCCGAGGUAAUCUACCCGCAGCUCACGAAUGACUUCUUCAUACCUCCCUAUCCUCUAUUCUUUUUCUUUUUCUUCGACGAAGGGACUGUCCUGCAUAAUCCAAACAAAAGCUUUGGUCUAUCGUAUUUGAUUCGAUUAUUCUCAAUAUGGGGUCAAUUGCGCCCGCAAUCUCAGAAGACACCCAGUCCGCAGAUCAGAUCGAUGCUUUCAUCCAGAACCAUCCGGUCGCAAUCUCUCUUCGGAAUGAUCCGAAGUAUACGGAGGUACGACCACACUUGAAAGUAGCAGAGCAAUUUCGUGCCCAGAAUUUCAUGACAGGCGCGCUUACGGGACCACGGAAAAUCGCCGUGCCGCCAUAUGUCUUCAGUAAGGAGAACGGGGAGAAGUUGGUGAUGUUUAUGCACCUUGGAGAAAACUUGUGUGACUAUCCACAAGUCAUCCAUAAUGGUUUGAUUGCGGCCCUUUUCGACGAGGGUUUGGCAAGGUGUUGCUUUGCAGCCCUGCCUCACAAAGUUGGGGUCACUGCCAAUCUCAAUAUUGAGCACCAUCAACCCUUGAUGGCUGAUUCAUACAUUGCCUUGUCUGCGGAGACGACGAAAUUGCAAGGUCGCAAGGCCUGGGGCUAUAGUCGGAUUGAGACUCUUCCGGUUGACGGUGAUGAGGCGAUUCUGAUCGCAGAGGCCAGGGCGCUCUUUAUCGAACCAAAGCAGAUCGAGGUACUGGGAGACUCGUAUAGAUCUUGAGCUUAAAGUACUAACCAUAUCCGCCAUGCUCGGCUUGUGGAUUUACGUGGGGCCUUUAUUGCUGACCUGUACACAUGUUGGUCUUUUUUUUUUUUUUUUUUUUUUUUUUCAGAGUAUGAUCAUGAUCCGAGGGCCCGUGAAAGCACAAUACGGGUAGUUAUGUAUAAAUUCUACAGUAUUGAUUCAUAUCCACAUGUGUGCAGGAUGAGAGGCAUCGGGGCGAGCGGGGGAUAUCGACGUCGACCCGAGUCUACACCCCCUAACAUUAGCACUCUUGAAAGGAA
Penicillium brasilianum is the source of this 1043-nucleotide messenger RNA. The record is from the annotation of a GenBank genome assembly. NCBI's taxonomy places the organism in Eukaryota, Fungi, Ascomycota, Eurotiomycetes, Eurotiales, Aspergillaceae.